AUUGAGACUAUCCUUCUUGACUUGCCUGACUACACGGUUCUCCCCUUAUGUCCUCCCACCGACUAUUCUUUAAGUCUAAACUAUGGCACGCUGCCUUUACAAUAAUCUGAAUCCUUUCCGUUUUUGAUUUCACAUCCGACGUUGCAUUUAUAACUCCUGCAAUAAAAGUCACCAUUUUCUUUUUUUCCUCUUCAACUUUCUUUUCAACCAUUUCCAUAAUUUUUGAAAUUACUUGCUUUUCUCCUGUUAGAGAUUUCCCAGUUUGUUUCUCUUUCUCAACUACUUUACACGCUUCUGCAUAUGUUACUUUCUGCGUAACUUUUGUUUUCUGUAUCAUUGAUUGUCGUUUCAUUACCUCGCAUCCCCAAAAAGCAACACUAUGCUCUCCUCCACAACUACAGCACUUUGGUUUAACUCCAAUCCCACAUUUACCAUAUUCAUGGUCUCCAGAACAACGGGCACAUCUCCUUUUUCCUUUACACAUUUUUGCAAUAUGGCCAAAUUCCUGACAGUUGAAGCACCUCACUGGUUUGGGCACAUUUUCCCUGACACUAAAUCUUAUCAAGCCAAAGAAAACCUCCCUUGGCAUUUCUUUUGUUUCAAACUCCAGCAACACAGUUUCUGUUUCAAUCUUCUCUGGACCCCUUGUCAUUCUUCGUGCUCCUUUUACUUCCUUGUUUCUUUCUUUCAGAUUUUCAACUAAUUCCUUCAUAUCAACACUCAACGGCACUCCUGUUAUGAUUCCUUUGCUUUCAUUAUUUCUUUUUUCACCCACUUUAACAACUGCUCUAAUUUUGACUUUACACACCCAUCCAAGCUUUUUCACCUUUUCAACCUGACCUUCAGAAUUACAGCCAAUCAAAAGAUUUCCGUCUCUCAGUACUUUAGCAUGUUUAAUUUCCCCAACAUGUGUCUUAAGUGCUUUUGUUAGUUUAAGUGGAUCAAUCUUCUUGACUCCUUCUCCUUCAUCAAAUCUUAUUAUAAUGUUCAGAUUUUGUCUUUUUAGUGCUUCUUUUCCUUCCUCAAUUCCUUCAUUAUCAGUGUCUUCAGUGCUUUCCUCAUUUCCUUUUUUUCUCAUUCUUUCAGCAGCUUGCUGCUUCUUUCCACCCUUUCCCACCAAUUCCCACUCUUUAUCUUCAUUCCGACCACUCCUUCCUUCCUCAUCACUACACUCCAUACUAUUACAGUCACUUCUUUCCAAAUCCAACGUCGUCAUGUUCCGAGUUAAGUCCCAGCUAACAAACGUUAAAGCGCAACAUUAUUUCAAAUUCUGCCAAAAGGAAAAACUUGCUUGCUAGGCUUCCUCCCCUUCCCGUAGCAGCCACCAGAACCCUUCCGCCGUCAGCCGGCUCAUGAAGAAAGCAGGUGAGAGAGUCUGCCUUUAUGCUCACACCCACUGAGCUAAUUAGGUGCCAGGUGUUCUCAAUCUUGGGGCAGGCUUCAUCCUGCUACACUAAGAUAUUCAGAAAAGUGUUUUUUCUUACAGUGACCCACUCUCUGAAGUAUUUCUACACGGCGUCUUCAGGAAUAGAAAAUCCAUCAUACGUCUCUGUUGGGUUGGUGGAUGAUGUUCAGAUAAGUUACUGUGACAACAACAUCAACAAAAAUAUUCCUAAACAGGAUUGGAUGAAUAAAGUGAAUUCAGAACAUCCAAAUUACUGGAAGGAGGAAACAGAAACAUGUCUGGCUAAACAGCGAACCUUCAAAUUCAGCCUCAAAAUUGCAAAACAACGUUUCAACCAGACUGGAGGAGUUCACGUCUUUCAGCAGAUGUAUGGCUGUGAGUGGGAUGAUGAAACCGGAGAGGUCAAAGGUUAUGAUCAGUUUGGUUCUGAUGGAGAAGAUUUAAUUAUGCUGGAUCCACAGACACAACAAUGGAUCGCUCCAAAACCACAAGCUGUCAUCACCGCAAACAGAUUUAAUAAUAGUAGAAUUAUUAAAGAACUUGAGAAGAUUUACUUAACUCAGACAUGUGUUGAGUGGCUGAAGAAAUAUGUGAAUUAUGGGAGGAGAUCACUGAUGAGAAAAGAUCUUCCCUCAGUUUCUCUCCUCCAGAAGAAUCCAUCCUCUCCAGUCAGUUGCUUUGCUACAGGUUUCUACCCCAACAGAGCAAAAAUGUUCUGGAGGAAAGAUGGAGAGGAGAUUCAUGAUGGUGUGGAAAAAGGAGAGAUUCUCCCCAACAAUGAUGGAACCUUCCAGAUGAAUGUUGACAUUGAUUUGUCAUCUGUUGCAAAUGAAGACUGGAACAAGUAUGAAUGUGUGUUUAAGCUCUCUGGAGUCAAGGAAGACAUGACCAAUAGACUGGAGAAAACAAGAAUCUUGAGAAAUAAAUCAAAUAUCCCGACUGUGAUCAUCCCUGUUGUGGCUCUGGCUGUCCUCGGUCUCACUGCUGUGAUUGGAUUGAUUAUUUACAAUAAGAUGAACGAUUCAUCAAUAGAGUCUAAACUGACACAAGAAAUGUGUUGCUGAAAUGUUAUUGAUGUUCAACAGAUAUCUAAGGAAUCCAGUUUUAAAAUUGAGGAACAUUAACACUAACUGGUUCAAAUGCCUGUGAUGGACUGGUGACCAGUCCAUGGUGGCUCCGCCUCUCACCUGUUGGUGGUACCAGCACCUUCCUGACCUCACAAGGGAUAAGCAGAUAAGCUUGUUGGAUAAUGAAUGCUUUAUCCAACUGUGUGUUACAUUCUGAUGGGUAAUGAUGCCACUUGACAAAAUGCAGUGUUUUAAUUGUUGACUGAGUCUUUUAUGACUUUGUAUUUUUGUGUAUUUAUAAAGCAAAGCAUUUUGAACUGCCUUGUUGCUGAAAUGUACAAAUAAACUGGACUUGAAUGGAUGUUUCAAAUACUGUUAAAUGAAGUAGUUUUGACAUUUUUGUCUAGAAAAGUGUUGCCAUUGUUUUGGGUUCUGUAAAUAAUAAUAAACUUUUUAUUCAAACAAUAA
Messenger RNA from Xiphophorus maculatus (southern platyfish), 2940 nucleotides. Its product is annotated as H-2 class I histocompatibility antigen, Q9 alpha chain-like. The transcript has 5 exons. The coding region runs from base 1384 to 2469 and encodes 361 amino acids. The record is from RefSeq and is a predicted model, not a curated record. Gene Ontology annotation, biological process: immune response. Gene Ontology annotation, cellular component: external side of plasma membrane. NCBI's taxonomy places the organism in Eukaryota, Metazoa, Chordata, Actinopteri, Cyprinodontiformes, Poeciliidae.